GGGAGCGGAGAUGAAGCUCUGGGACGCCAGGAUUCUGAUUCGGAUCCUGCUCCUGCUCCUCCUGAUCCACGGGUCUAUUUGGCUGUUUCCCGCCGUGAGGAUCCAACUGAGACAGAGCCUGCAGGGGACCCCCGGUCUAGGCCCCGGCCCCGGCCCCGGCCCCGGCCCCGGCGCGGUGGAGCUGCCCGACGGGACCUUCACCUUCCGCUUGGAUCCCGCCGCCUUCCGGGCCGAGUUCCCCCAGCUGCAGAGCUACCGGUGCCGGGAGCUGAUCCCAGGGGACGGGGUUUGCACCGGGCCCCCGGGGCCGCCCCUGCUGCUCCUGGCCGUGAAAUCCCACCCAGCGUCCAGCGCCAGACGGGCCACCGCCCGCCGCACGUGGGCCCGGCCUGGGGUGCUGGGGGGCUACCGGGUCCGAGCCGUCUUCCUCGUGGGGGUGUCCCCCAACCCCCGGCACAUGGUGCUGCUGGAGGAGGAGAGCCAGGAGUUCGGGGACGUGGUGCUGUGGGAUAUCGGCGAGAGCCACCACAACCUGUCGCUCAAGGAGCGCUGCUUCCUGCGCUGGGUGGGGGCGCGCUGCGGGCAGGCGGAUUUCAUCUUCAAAGGGGACGACGACGUGUUUGUGAAUCCUCCCGCCAUGGUGGCUUUCCUGCGCCAGAUGCCCAGCGCCUCCGACCUCCUCCACGGCAACGUCCAGCGCCAUGCACGUGUGAUGAGAGGGGGGAAAUAUCGCAUGGCCACCGCCCUGUUCCCCCAGGACACGUACCCCCACUUCCCCUCCGGGGGCGGGUUCCUCAUGCCCAGGGCCAGCGUCCCGGCCCUGGCCGCGGCCUCCGAGCGCAUCCCCGUCUUCCCGCUGGACGACGUCUACUUGGGCUUCCUGGCGCUGGCCGCCGGGCUGGGGUACCGGCACGACCCCCGAUUCCGGGUGUUCGGCAUGAAGGACGAGCUGUGUCUGUACGGGGAGGCCUUCGUGGUGCAUGGGGUGUCGCUGGGCAGGGUGGAGGAGGUGUGGAGGGGGUUGUACACGGAGCGACGGUGCAACGGGAUGGGGCCUCUCCCCUCUUAGGGGGGCAGGGAAUGG
Molecule: messenger RNA, 1084 nt
Organism: Mauremys reevesii (Reeves's turtle)
Lineage: Eukaryota; Metazoa; Chordata; Testudines; Geoemydidae
Product: UDP-GlcNAc:betaGal beta-1,3-N-acetylglucosaminyltransferase 9-like
Exons: 2
Coding region: 11-1069 (352 amino acids)
Cellular component (GO): membrane
Molecular function (GO): protein N-acetylglucosaminyltransferase activity
Source: RefSeq, a predicted model, not a curated record